Botrytis deweyae is the source of this 1274-nucleotide messenger RNA. RefSeq lists its product as uncharacterized. The record is from RefSeq and is a predicted model, not a curated record. Lineage: Eukaryota; Fungi; Ascomycota; Leotiomycetes; Helotiales; Sclerotiniaceae. The coding region runs from base 135 to 1001 and encodes 288 amino acids. The transcript is spliced from 2 exons.
CAUCUUUCUCUUGCAUCUCAGUCUGCUUUUCAUUUCUCAAGAUACCCAUCUGCUCGUUCUUUGAAUAAAUCAGCUAUUCAACUUGCUAUACCAUACCUUCCGUUCACAUACAAAUCAUAUCACAUCUCUUCACAAUGGCGAACUCACGUCUCUACACACCAAAACCUAUCACGGAUAUCUUCACUGCAGACACCGAUAUCAACCGUCGCAACUGCCGCCGUACAGUACCUAUGAAAGUUCUCAUUCUCGGUCUGGGUAGAACCGGAACUGCAUCAAUGAGAGCCGCAAUGCGCGAAUUGGGCUACGUAGACACCUACCACAUGAUGUCAGCCAGUAUCGAGAAUCCUCCCGACUGUCUCCUCUGGCGCGAUGCAUUCGAUGCGAAAUACCACAACGGCCCCGCCUUCACCCGCGCAGACUGGGAUCAGCUCCUCGGCCACUGCCAAGCUGUUUGCGAUUGGCCUGCCGUUGCCUUCGCUCCCGAACUCAUCGCCGCGUACCCAGAAGCUAAAAUCAUCCUCACCAACCGCGACGUCGAUUCCUGGCACGCAUCUACUCUCAAGACUGUCAAUUGGCGCGUCAAGGAUUGGGAGCUUGAGAGGUUGAAGGGCUGGAGUUGGGCCGCCAGCAUGUAUAAACCUAUGUUGCAGGAAUUCUUCGAUUGUUUCUUCAAGGGCGAUUUUGAGAACCAGGGAAAACAAAUCUACACCGAACAUUAUGAGAAUGUCAGGAAUAUCGUCAAGGCUAUGGGUCCAGCUGGCGAGGGAAGAUUAUUGGAAUAUAAGAUCACCGACGGAUGGGAGAAUUUGUGCGAGUUCCUGGGAGAGGCAGUUCCUAAGGAUCGACCAUUCCCAAGGGUUAAUGAUAACAAUGAUUUCAUUGAUCGUUCGAGGUGGAGAAACAGGUGUCAAUUGAUGAACGUCUUGUUUAGAUACUUCUGCAUUGUGGUUGGGUGCGGAAUCGCAUAUGUUUGUUUGAUGCGGAUCUGGAACAUGUUGUAAAAGAAGAGGGAUGAUGGAGGGGUAGCGGAGAGACUUCGGAAAAGAAGAUAGGAGCUACGAACGGGUGAAAAAAUUGGGAUUGGGAAAACGGCUUGUAUAUCUUCACAUCAAGCAUCAUCAUUGGGGUUUUGGGUUCUGGCUAGAACAAUGUACAUACAGUACAGGCUUGCAUAUGGUAUAUUCUAGCUUUCUAUUUUGUUGGGUGAUUUAUUUGGAUUCUGUAUAUAAGUGGUAGCAUACAUAUAUCCCACCUUUCGAGGACGUUUUGAAUUU